AUGACAAGAGGUGUGUCGAGGUUAAAUGGUGAUGGUGCAGAGUCGCUUGGAAGGCCAGCAUUGCCAGAUUUGCGAUUUGAACAAACUUUUAGACAAUCGCUACGGAAAGAAGCUCUGAAACAGCACAAGCUGACGGUUUCUAAGAGCGAUGGAUCUGUGGUAGAUCCACCGAUUACAGCAUAUGUGGUUGCUAAAGUUGUUUUCAAGGAUAUUCUAUUGGGGCCUUUUGUGCAAGGUGUGUUACUUUCGUCGUUUCUUAUUGUGACUAGGCCAUAUUUGUUAUAUUGCAGACGAGCUGGAUUGAACUUUGCAAGACGUAUUACGGCGACAGUGCGCAGUUGGGUAGUGGCAGUAGGGUCUGUGGAGACGAUAUGA
Messenger RNA from Kluyveromyces marxianus DMKU3-1042, 375 nucleotides. RefSeq lists its product as uncharacterized. Gene Ontology annotation, biological process: mitophagy. The record is from RefSeq and is a predicted model, not a curated record. NCBI's taxonomy places the organism in Eukaryota, Fungi, Ascomycota, Saccharomycetes, Saccharomycetales, Saccharomycetaceae. The transcript has a single exon. Gene Ontology annotation, molecular function: mitochondrion autophagosome adaptor activity. Bases 1 to 375 code for a protein of 124 amino acids.